AUGUCUAACAUUCCUCUCACCACCGCCACAACCCAGUCCAACCCAACACGUACAUGGGUAGUUGGAGUCUUGAGCUCUCGUAAAACCGUGGUAUCGGAGUUUGUCAGACUAAUCUCCGAGCAUGAGAACGUCUUCGAGAUACCAGUCAAUGGUGUUGGAUCAGAUGUCAAUUGGGUAGACUGGAUCGUAGGAGGUGUUGGCAGUUGGGGAACCUUGCAGAAUGUCAUUACCGCUUUCAGUACGAAUCACCUACCCCUCGUCAUCUGCUUACGGGAAAUAGGAAACAUCUCGAGGCACUACAUUGCUGGUGACAGAAUUAUUGUAAGUGGAUACUCUCGUGGGGCGUGGGCAGCACGCUAUCUAGCAAUGCUGAUCGACAUGAUCGGCUUACCAAAGGAUGGCGAUGAAGCAUUAUUCCAUCGUCUCUAUAAGGCAUGCGAUAAUGCUACGAUCUUGGACGAGAGUGUUGCCGCCAGAUUGAUGGAAGGAUAUGACUGCUGGCAAGAUGUCAAGAUCAAUGCCUUAUGUUGCUUCGAUACAGUCGGCUCUUUCGGGCUGCCAUUGACUGGGCUCGCAGAGCCACUCGCCUAUCUUACUUAG
Mollisia scopiformis is the source of this 600-nucleotide messenger RNA. RefSeq lists its product as uncharacterized. The transcript has 5 exons. NCBI's taxonomy places the organism in Eukaryota, Fungi, Ascomycota, Leotiomycetes, Helotiales, Mollisiaceae. Bases 1 to 600 code for a protein of 199 amino acids. The record is from RefSeq and is a predicted model, not a curated record.